AUGCGCAGGCGCCUCUUCGAGCAGCAGAUCCGCGAUUUGCUCGCCGCGAACCCGCCCGGCAAGCUAGACGAGAGCGGCGCCCCCUUCUGGGGCGGCACGCGGCUCCUCCCCUCGCCGGCUGCCUUCGACGCGGCCGAGCCGACCCACAUCGACUUUAAGGACGACGACGCGAACGGGCACGUCGCGUUUGUGACGGCGGCCUCCAACUUGCGCGCCGUCUGCUACGGGCUCGAGCCGGCAGACGAGCACAAGACGAAGCUCCCCGAGCCGCCGGAGACGUUUCGGCUACCCGCCUCGGCCGACGGCGCUCGCGGCGAGGCGUGGAGCGAGUGGUCGCGCGUGGAGGUGGAUGGCGGGGGCGGCGAGCUCCGCCUCUCGCAGCUCGUGGCGCGGCUCGAGGAGAGGUUCGGCCACGAGGUCUCCUUCCUCUCGACGAGCGGCGGCAUGCUGCUCUACUCGCCCCUCUCGCCGCCCGCGAGCCAGCAGAGGUGGCUCUCCAUGGGCGUGGGCGCCGCGGUGGACGAGGCGCUCGGCGGCGGACGCGGCGGCGAGCGGCUCGUGCAGCUGCAGGCGAGCCUCUACGACGAGGAGAGCGAAGAGGACGUCGAGGCGCCGCCCAUCUUGUACCGCCGGCGCGACUGA
Messenger RNA from Emiliania huxleyi CCMP1516, 642 nucleotides. RefSeq lists its product as hypothetical. The record is from RefSeq and is a predicted model, not a curated record. NCBI's taxonomy places the organism in Eukaryota, Haptophyta, Isochrysidales, Noelaerhabdaceae. Gene Ontology annotation, molecular function: ubiquitin-like modifier activating enzyme activity. The coding region runs from base 1 to 642 and encodes 213 amino acids. The transcript has 3 exons.